AUGGUGCUCCCUGCGCCGCAUCAAGCGUCGGCGAACCAACUGCUCCCUAUGCAGCCUGCGUUGCGAGUAGAGUGUACGACGUGGCACCGCGACAGCCACGACUUGUUUGAUUACGAGACUCGCCACGUGAACGUGAAGCAGUUCGUUGUCACCCGCUCGGCGCGAUUGUUUCGUUUAGACGCGGACAUCAACUGCGUGCUCGAGUCGGCGCCGAUUCCGUCGCCGCCUUCCCUCGCGCAGUCUCUCUCCUCGACAGCCACCCCGCCGCUGGCCUCUGCAGAGGGCGGCGUCGCGCCCGCGGGCGCAGCAGCGGGUUCACCUGGCCCGCAAACCCAAGCCGGGGCAACUGGCCCGGCAGCCAGCCCCAGCAACGCCCAGGCGCCCCCCGGCGGCGCCGUACCAGGUGCUGGUGGAGUGGCGAACUCGCCUUCCGCGCAGCCAAACACCGGGACAGCAGAAGAGUCUCAAGGGAACAACACAAACCCCAACGCCGCAGCAGCUGCGGGCUCUGCGGUCCCAGGCGCUGCCCAGGGCGCUGGAGCGCCAGCCACUCCGCCGCCGCCUCUCGUCAGCACCGACUUCCUGUUGUCGAUAAAAUGCGUCAAGGACGGCAAAUUCGUGGUGGUGCCCGCGGACCGAUCGCUGUGCGGCUCCUCGACGACGGCGCUGAUUCCGAAGAAGCUGUGGUCAAUCGUCAGAGAGCACAACAACAACAAGCAUAUCUUGCAGGAGGGCGACGUGAUCAAGCUGGGUCGCUUCAAGCUGCGUGUCAAGCAGCUCGUGACCAAGAAACAGUCCGACGAAAGCGUGCCCAGCGGCGCAGGAGACGCCCGCGAGGGAUCUGCGCCUGAGGAGGAAAAUGCCCCCGAACUUCGACUCGAAGACGGCGAACCGCCCGUAUCCCAUGCGGCGCCUGAAGAAAUGCAGUGCCGCAUCUGUCUGCUGGAGGGCAACCAAGAAGGCGAUCCUCUGAUUUCGCCUUGCGAGUGCAAAGGCAGCAUCAAGUUCGUCCACGUUCAGUGUCUGCGCCACUGGAUCAACGGGCGCCUCAACCUCAACGAGCAGCAACAGAGAAGCGCGUUCUUCUUCAAACAAAUUCACUGCGAGCUGUGCAAGGUGCCGUACCCUACUGCAGUGAAAUAUGAGCGAGACGACGGAGAGCCGCCGAAGCGCAUGCAAGUCGUUUCUGUGCCGCGGACGGAACCCCCGUUCAUCGUCUUGGAGAAUAUGGUCGGCGUGCAGCAGAAGGGCGUCCAUGUGAUCAGCAUGGCAUCGAAGAAAGACCUCAAGCUGGGCAGAGGCCACGAGUCGGAUGUCCGCAUUCCCGACGUGUCGAUUUCGCGAUAUCACGCGACGAUUCGGUUUGUCGACGGGCACUUCCAACUUGAAGAUCACAACUCGAAAUUCGGCACCCUCGUCUCCCUCCGCAAAGCCUUCCCUAUCGGCGACGUUGACGUCGCCCUCCAGGUGGGUCGCAGCGUCGUGAAGUUUUCGCUGGACGAGGCUCCGGUCAACGCGCCAGCGAUCGCGGACGUCUCCAACGAAAUCCAACGCCAGCAGCCCUUGCCCUCCGAGUCGUCUUUCGCUCCGGAGCAGCCCUCGUCGUCCGUGGCGUCCGGAAGUGGCUCUGCGGGCCCCGCGGCCUCUGGAGCGCACCAGGGAGCGCCGUCUCACGCGUCUCUCUCCGCACGUCUGCCGCCGCCUCACAACGUCCUGGCCUCUCUGCUCUCGGGCGACGUCCGCCAGCACCAUGGCUCCGCGCAUGCUUCUCACGGCACGUCGUCGAACUUCCCCUCUUCCUUUGGCGACUUCCAGCUGCCGCCUCAUCUGUCUUCGGCGUCGCCCGGCGUCGCCGCAGCAGCCGCAGCCUUGGCCGCCGCGAGCGCGGUCGCCAAUCGUGGGGCUCCACUGGGAAGCCGGUCCUCCGUAGGAAUGGGACCGCUGCCACCGUCGGGCGCGCUGGGCGCGAACGCAGCGCCAGUUGCCAGCUCAGCCGCCGCGGCAGACGCGGCGGUCGCCGCGGCUGCGGCAGCGGCAGCAGCGGCGCGGUUUGAAGAGGCGAUUGCAGCGGCAGCAGCCGCAGCUGCAGCGGCCAACCAGGCCUCGGGAGGCGUGGGCGGUCGCGGCGCGCACCAAGGCCCGAGCCCGCAGGGCGCGGAGGGGUCAGUGCCCGCGCCGGGAGCUGAGGCGCCGGGCGCGAACUGCCAGGCUGUGGCGGCCGCGGCGGCAGCCAUGGCGGCGGCGUUGAACGGAAGUGCAGGCAACAUGAGCCACGUCAGCUCGACGGGGGGAAUGGAGACGCUUCCGGACCUCCUCUUUUGGGGUUUCCGCACUCGCGAGGAGCUGCAGCAGCUGCAGCAACAUGCGCAGAUGUCUUCUGCGGCGAACAACGGCGGGGUAUUUUCCCGGUCGCUCUCGACAGGAGCUGUCGGCUCGUCGUCUACGCAGCAGGUGCCCCUCCACCUCGCUUUGGCGGCCGUUCUUCAGCAGCAGCAGGAAGCGGCCGCUGCGGCCGCUGCGGCGAGCCGCGCGUAUGAGAGUUUCGGGGGCGUCUCCGGGAAUGCGUACAGUGGCCUCGCGUCGCAGGGGUCGACCCCUGCGCAGGUGCAGCUGUCAGGCGUGAUGACCAGCGGCAGCAACCCGAGCACCGCGUCGGCUUUGCCAGGCAGCAGCGGAGACACAGGCGGCGCCUCCAGCGGAGUCCUGCACUCGAGCACGACGCCGCGCCUGCCGCCGUCUUCGUCGCAAGGCCCCGGCGCGUUCUUUGGAGCCGCGGCGAGCCCCUCUUGCGCUCCGACCACCGGCGUCCCCGCGGUUGCCGCGGUGCCUGCCGCCUCUGCGAGCAGCGGCGGCACGGGCCAGAAUUUCUCGCCCAUCGUCAUCACUGCGGCAGCGGCAGCCGCGCCGCUGACGCCCGGAUACCACGCGGUCUCCUCACAGGGCGUGGGCGGAGCGGCGGCGCCGCUGGGCAACGCGCCGCUGGCGGGCGCGACGUCGCUCGGCUCCUUCACUGUGGUGCAGUCCCCAAGCACCGGAACUGUCUGCUCGCUGGGCGCUGCGGCGAACGCGCAGGCGGCUGCGAGCCUCUGCAUGCAGCAGGAGGGCCUCGCCUAUCCCGGCGUGGAGGACAUUGCAAGCAGCAACGGCUCGACGACGUCAGCAGCUGCCACCGCCAACCGCGGGGCGCCUGAGUCCUCUGCGCAGACGGGAAGCGUCUGGCUUUCUGGCAGCGCAGGCGGUGCAAGCCUGUAA
This is a messenger RNA of Besnoitia besnoiti, 3252 nucleotides long. Its product is annotated as FHA domain-containing protein. The transcript is spliced from 9 exons. NCBI's taxonomy places the organism in Eukaryota, Apicomplexa, Conoidasida, Eucoccidiorida, Sarcocystidae. Gene Ontology annotation, molecular function: protein binding; zinc ion binding. The coding region runs from base 1 to 3252 and encodes 1083 amino acids. The record is from RefSeq and is a predicted model, not a curated record.